UCUACGUGUCGGUACGUGGACCGCAAAACCCCCCCUCUUAUCCUUCUUGGUAGAUACCAAGAGGGUGAGGGAGGUAGUGAAGACGCGGCGAGUUCCCCGGCGAUGAGUGCUUCGCUUCCGUUGGCUUUUCUGUCCAACAACACGCAAUACAACCCAAUUCCCAUUACCCAUUUCUCCCUUGGUUUCAAGCUUACUGACAAACGGUCCACAUUCCUCUGCAGGCAAAGCAAAAGCAAGAUCAGGAUCAGUGCCUCUUCAAACUCAGGCUCUUCCGGACAAUCAUCUAUGAAGGUCUCUAACGAUACUACAAAUCCGUUGGAAAGGGUUGAAGUUUUUGACUUGAGUGGAAAAGCUAUUCCAAUAUCCGAUUUGUGGAAAGAUAGGAAAGCUGUAGUUGCAUUUGCACGCCAUUUCGGAUGUGUUCUUUGCCGUAAACGAGCUGAUUUUCUUGCCUCUAAAAAGGACAAAAUGGAUGCAGCUGGUGUUGCACUUGUUCUAAUUGGACCUGGCAGUGUUGAUCAAGCAAAGGAAUUUUCUAAGCAAAUGAAAUUCCAAGGAGAAGUUUAUGCAGAUCCCAGCCAUUCAUCAUUUACUGCACUGGAUUUUGUUUCUGGGAUUUCAACCACAUUUACUCCAUCUGCAGGUUUGAAGAUAAUUCAGUCAUAUAUGGAAGGAUACAGACAAGACUGGGGUCUUUCCUUUGAAAGAGAUACCAUGAGUAGAGGUGGUUGGCAACAAGGAGGAAUUCUUGUUGCUGGUCCUGGUAAAAGUAACAUCUCAUACAUGCACAAGGACAAAGAAGCUGCAGAUGAUCCAGAUAUUGAAGAUAUUAUGAAAGUAUGUUGUUCAUAGAUGCAUCAGAAGGUACAUCUUAUAGUUUUAUAUUGAAGUUGUAACAUAUGAUUUUGUGUC
Messenger RNA from Magnolia sinica, 912 nucleotides. RefSeq names its product thioredoxin-like protein AAED1, chloroplastic. The transcript has a single exon. The coding region runs from base 103 to 852 and encodes 249 amino acids. NCBI's taxonomy places the organism in Eukaryota, Viridiplantae, Streptophyta, Magnoliopsida, Magnoliales, Magnoliaceae. Gene Ontology annotation, molecular function: antioxidant activity. The record is from RefSeq and is a predicted model, not a curated record.